Molecule: messenger RNA, 956 nt
Organism: Rhinichthys klamathensis goyatoka
Lineage: Eukaryota; Metazoa; Chordata; Actinopteri; Cypriniformes; Leuciscidae
Product: integrin alpha-L-like
Exons: 8
Coding region: 30-956 (308 amino acids)
Source: RefSeq, a predicted model, not a curated record
CAGGCUCAGAGGGCGUUCGGUUCUUCGGCAUGUCUUCUGCUGUGUCGUCUGAUGCUGUCGGACGCUUGACUAGCUGCAGUCCCUAUCUUCCUCAUGAGUGUGACGGAAACUCGUAUCUGAACGGCGUCUGCUACCAGUUCAACAGCAGAUUACAGGCCGUCUCAAACUUCACCGCCGCUUACCAAGAAUGCACGAAGAGAGAAGUCAAUCUGGUGUUUCUCUUUGACGGAUCCAGCAGUAUGAAACCACACGAGUUUAAAUUGAACAAGGAAUUCAUUAAACAUGUUAUGAGCAAGCUUUCAAACUCAUCCAUAAAGUUUGCUGCCGUCCAGUUUUCAACUACAUUCACAACUGUGUUUGACUUCAACGACUAUCAGGACGGCUCCGCUGAACACAAACUCAUGCAAGAGAAACGCAUAAAAACUCUCACAAACACACACGGAGCAAUCAACUAUGUUUUAAAGAAUCUCCUGAAUAACGUGUCGUCUGGAGCCGAUCUCAGCGCUCAGAAAGCCCUGGUGAUCAUCACAGAUGGAGACCCUAGUGAUAAUGAUGAGGAAAAUGUCCUCAACAGAUGCAAUGAGCAAAAUAUCCUCCGCUUCAUCAUUGGGGUGGGACAUGUUGACUUAAACACACUCAGGGAGCUGGCUUCAGAACCAAGGAUAAACAACACCUUCUACAUUCAAGACUACAGUGGACUCAAAGGACUUCUUGACAAUCUGCAAAUAAAGAUCUACAACAUUGAAAGGUCAAAGGACGCACACAGCAUAUACAGACCGAAAGAGUUAUCACAGAGUGGAUUCAGUGUCCUCUACCACAAGGGCUCGCUGGUCCCCACAGGACCUGUUACCGUACCAGACAGAUAUGGCUCCAGUCAGUAUGCUCUGUACAGCAGCAUAGUAGAAGGAAAUCAGGACCGUUGGGAGACCUUAAAUCUCCUGAGCUGUCUGAGGUGA